Molecule: messenger RNA, 1328 nt
Organism: Centrocercus urophasianus (Greater sage-grouse)
Lineage: Eukaryota; Metazoa; Chordata; Aves; Galliformes; Phasianidae
Gene: RITA1
Product: RBPJ interacting and tubulin associated 1
Exons: 2
Coding region: 1-609 (202 amino acids)
Biological process (GO): nuclear export; Notch signaling pathway; negative regulation of Notch signaling pathway
Cellular component (GO): cytoplasm; nucleus
Molecular function (GO): tubulin binding
Source: RefSeq, a predicted model, not a curated record
AUGGCGGCGGUUUCGGGGCCCGCCGGGAGCCCGGCCGGAAGGCCGGCCGGCCGCAGCAGCGUUCCCAGGGCGGGCAGCCGGUGGAGGUCGCGGAGCCGUGCUCCGUCCUACUGCGACGAGUCUCUGUUCGGCAGCCGGCAGCCGGCGCGGGUGCUGCGGAUGGGGAGAGCGGACGUGGCCAAGCUGCACUCCCUGUUCUGGAGCCCGCCGCCGGCCCCUCGCCGCCAGCCCGGCCUCCCCUGCGGCCCCGCGAGCGGCCCCCUGCCGGCCGCCCGACCGCCAGACCUCGCCGAGCGGCCCGUCGCGGGCUCCGGGACGGCUCGGCGGGGCCGGCCCGGCGUCUGCGAGCAUCUCGAGGGCUGCGCGGAUGCCGGCGUCCGAGCCGCUUCUCCCGGAGGAUGCUUGCGGUCCCUCGGGCGCCCGAACGCCUCCUCGGAUCGGCCUCGCCUCGCUUUAGGCCGUGCUGAGGCAGAAAGGCGUGAACUGCGGGGCUCUCCUGCUGCAGCUGCCACCCCUCCGCCCCGGGCUCGGCCGAAAAGCGCGUGCGGGCAUUCUGCCGGGAGCUGCACGGCGGGGCGGGGCUGCAAGGCCAAGCCUCCGUGGCGGUAAAAUGAAAGUUCGCUCCGCGUGUGUGCAGCCCUCAUCUACGUGAGCCGGGCACCGACUGCCUGGCGAAGACGUCUGCUGGAACUUGGGGCUGAUGGAGGCCACGAGCGGGGCCGUGGGGAGGAUGAAGAAAGCGAUCACAGCGCUGGAAGGACGCCACAGCAAGCUGGGCAGGAGGCAGCCCUGCGGCGGCAGGGCAGGAUGGCUGGCUGUGGUGAUGUGAUGUCCGGCUGUGGUGGCAACAGCAAUUUUCACCUACCAGCAGUCUUCAGCAAAGACGAGGUAACCAGUCAGAUUCCUUUUGCUGUGGUGUCUGGCCAGGAAGGCAGAGCCACAGGGGACAGGACCUCUUCCAGCAGAUGUCCAGCUGCAGGAGAAGGCAUGGCUGCCAGUCAAUCAUGGCUCAGGCUGGGGUGCAGAUCCCAGGUAGAGCUCCAGGUGCCAGCAAGGAUCCUGGAGACACUGGGUGAAGAAGCCAGAGGGCAGGAAGCAUGAGGGGCAUCUGAGGUUUCUUUUGGGUUGUCAGGCAGAGUCAGGAGUUGGACCUGAUAAUCCUUGUCAUUCCAACUCAGGAUAUUCUGCGAUCCUUGGCAACCGCUGAUUUCGACAGCUUCUGGUGAUUGGGGAGUGCUGACUUGGAUUUAUAACAUGAUUUAUAUUGAAGGUUAUGAGUACUGCUGCGGCAGUGCAGUAUUGUAACCAAAUAAAUGAUCAAAAGGAAA